Messenger RNA from Xylaria bambusicola, 2589 nucleotides. RefSeq lists its product as uncharacterized. NCBI's taxonomy places the organism in Eukaryota, Fungi, Ascomycota, Sordariomycetes, Xylariales, Xylariaceae. Gene Ontology annotation, biological process: regulation of DNA-templated transcription. The record is from RefSeq and is a predicted model, not a curated record. The transcript is spliced from 5 exons. Bases 334 to 2028 code for a protein of 564 amino acids. Gene Ontology annotation, molecular function: DNA-binding transcription factor activity, RNA polymerase II-specific; zinc ion binding.
GUACUUCGUACGUAUAUUUGUUCGACGCUUGGCGUCAUCACAGCCCCUGUCAAUAGGCGUCAACAUGGGAGCUGGUGCAAUGACAAGUUGACGUAAAAGCUUAGAGCAGCCAAGUCACCUCUCGGAUCAAGUCAUUUCCUGCUUUGCUCAAGGACACAAUAUCAAAGUUGCCAAGUCUUGCAUUUCUGUGGAAUUAAUCCCUCGAUUCGCCCAUCAUACUAAAAUCUGAACGUAUCAAUCAGGCUGCUUUAGCAUCACUAGAAGCCUCCUGACUGUGACGCAUGAAAGUCAUUCGGACAAUCCGUAAUCGUUAAGUACUUACCAAGUACUGGAAUGGCCCAUCCGGUGGAAGCAACAGUUUCGAAGCCAGCCCAACCCGAAACAUCUCGGAAACAUUGCUGGGAGUGUCUCCGACGCAGGUUGGUCUGCGAUUCCGUGCGGCCUGUGUGCGACCGCUGCCGGAUUCACGGAUUGGUAUGCCCGGGCUACGACGAGAAACAGCCAUUGCGCUGGGUUCAACCGGGACGGGUAACGGCGCAUACUCGGCGGCGACCCAACGCUGGGUCUUCUGCCCGUACCAAAAAGAGGAAAUCAGACAAUACCGACGUGAAGAACGCCGAUGUGACAGAUAGGUCUCUCGUGACAGAUGGAAAAUGCUCCAGCGAAGAUAGACUUUGGAAGGAAUUCCACACGUUGUACCUUCUUGGCCAAAAGCAGCCCAGGACACUAGAUGCCAUCAUGAGAUAUGACAUAACAAGCGAGAACUUCGCAGGUGUUCAAGCCUCAUAUAUCUACAACUGUGGGAUAUAUGAGCGAAGCUCACCGCUCCCCCUCCUCCACGAAGGGCCUCAAGCCGCGUUACCGCUAGCGAAGAUUGCGCAGUCCCUCCCGGCACAUAUUCAAGGACUCUUCAUCCUAUUAGCAUUAGGGCAUCAGAUACUCCAACUUCCGCGAGAUGUAGACAAAAGCGUGCGGACCCGAGCGUGGUCUGCCGUCUCGUUCUGGACGUUUCAAGUUGUCCACAAGCUCAACGAGGAAAUUGCACAUGAAAAGACGCAGGCUAGCGAUAUCACAAUAACAGCCGUCGUGAUGCUCAUGAUGAUUGAUCAGCAAUUAAAGCCUUCUAGCAAUUGGCGAUUUCAUUACCGAGGACUUAUGCAGAUGCUGAUGAUUCGCGGCGGGGCCAGGAAAAUCUGGCUAGAAUACCCGCACAUGCACAAUGCCCUAAUGAGUAUGGUGAUGGGGGAGAUUUUUGCGAACACAACAAGCCCAAGCCAUGACCAGGUUACUGAGCUCUCGCAUCCCAAAAAUUUCGGUUUCCUGCCAGCUAUAUUGGGAAGCGUUGGUGAAGCCGGGAAUAUUUACGUCGGAUCAAUCUGCCCACCUCCGCUGCUCUAUAACUUAAUCACAAUUAAUCAUUUACGAGCUCUCGCAACACAGGGUAUAGAUAAUGUACCUUCACCGUCUUCACAACUACCACCAUUGUCAUCGGCGUCGUCAUCAUCAUCCUCAUCAUCUUUGGCUUCCACUUUACCUUCGAUAUCGGUUAACAGAGAUGCACAAACCCUCUUAGGUCAGAUUCUCAGCUUCUCCCCAGAGCUCUACGCCGCAACGAACGGCAACGCGCGGACGCAAUCAAAAUGGCUCCUUGUAGGGAGGAUCCAUCAAUCCGCCGUAGUGCUCUAUUGCAUCCUUUCGCUACAACAUGUCCUUCUCCUGCCUGACACCGCGGCUCUCUCGCGUACAACUCAGACACACUACAGCCGUCUUCUCGUAGAUCUCAAAGAAGGGUACAAGCACGAACGAUUUAAGAACUGCUUAUUCUGGCCGCUGAUUGUGGCGGGCGUGGGCGCUGUUAAUGGAACGGCCUUCGAGAAGGCCUUUAUCGCGGAUAUAAUUAAAGACUGCGCGGGGGAUGUGGGCAGCUCAGUUCCGCUAAUGGCGCGCAAUUUGCUGAUGUCGUUCUGGAGUUCCGGCAAGAAAGGCUGGGACGACUGCUUUGAACAGCCUUUUAUCUUGCUCGUGUGAGGUUUCAUACCUAGGGCGAGUCCACUCACAUAUGACGAUCAUGGCAAAGAUGUAGAACAAUCCAUCGAAACAUGAUAUGUGAUCCUUUCCUUCAAGAACAUGUGUGACGGGGGAAUUGAAAUGCUAAUAACGCAAAGCACAGCACCUCAUCAUAUAUAGUAGUCAUUUUGCGCACCUCGGCGAACGGGAUUGAACAAGCCGCCUGAACAACGAGCAUUGAGAGUGUCGACAGUUAUUCUGUGGCCCGAAAUUGACGUUACCGCAAGUUACAUUGCUGGUUAUACCACCCUAUGCUAUGCUGUGCUCAACACUUUUGGAACAUUGAGUUGUUUAUUCCGUAAUUGCUGUAUACUAGAUCUACAUAUAUUACCCAUUCCAACUCAUACUAUGUACUGCACGUACAAUGCCCGGACAGAUAAAUCCGUGCACUCUAAGACCCAGUAUACCAAUACUACCACUUUAAACCUUCUUAUACGUUCAUUGAAGAAUAGACUACUUGCCUUACGCCGCGCACGUGAAUGGUACACAUCAUAUUAAAGAGCAGAAGCUGUAGAGUUUACC